Molecule: messenger RNA, 1845 nt
Organism: Fraxinus pennsylvanica
Lineage: Eukaryota; Viridiplantae; Streptophyta; Magnoliopsida; Lamiales; Oleaceae
Source: the annotation of a GenBank genome assembly
AUGGAGAGGGUGGUUCAUAAGGCGAAACCACUUCCCAAAGAGUUGCCCAUUAUGACAAAAGUUUCAAAUAAUUAUGACAAUAGUUUGUUAAGAGAAGAGAGUAGGAAUCCAUCGACUGAGCGUGACUCAGGGCAUUUAGACUCGGCUUCACUUGUGCAAAGAUGGAAAGGAAAGAACUCUUCGACAGAUAAUGGAGAACUCAUUCUUGAUUUUGUUUCGUUUAAGGCGAGUGGUGAUUCGUUCGAGGAAAGUGGCUCGACUUCAUUCCAUGGGGAGAAAGACGAAUGUAUAUGGGAUUCUUCACUACCUCCGAGUGGUAAUGUUAGCCCCCACAGUAGUAUUGAUAGCACUGGUGUUUUCACGACUAUGAGUAUUGUCAAUAGCUGCACUAGCACAAACCGGAGUGACGUGAUAAUGAGUGAUGGGAUGCUUAGUGUUGACAGAAACUACGAAAGUAGAAAAGGGAGCAUUCGAGGGGACUCACUUGAGAGUACUAAAACUAGCCUUAGCCGAGCAAGUGAUAGCAGUGGCCUUAGUGAUGACAGUAACUGGAGUAAUAUAACUGGCAGUGCAAAUAAACCUCACAAAGGAAAUGAUCCUCGAUGGAAGGCCAUUCUUGCUAUUCGAAUCCGUGAUGGUACUUUAGGCAUGAGUCAAUUCAAGUUGCACAGAAGACUUGGAUGCGGAGAUAUUGGAAGUGUGUAUCUCUCGGAGUUGACUGGAACUCGGUGUUUGUUUGCAAUGAAAGUAAUGGAUAAAGCGUCUCUUGCAAGCAGGAACAAAUUGACCAGGGCACAGACUGAAAGAGAAAUCCUACAGCUGCUAGACCAUCCAUUCUUACCGACACUGUACACUCAUUUUGAAACGGACAGAUUCUUGUGCUUGGUCAUGGAAUAUUGUCCAGGAGGCGAUCUGCAUACCCUGAGGCAACGACAACCAGGGAAACAUUUUUCGGAGUAUGCUGCACGGUUUUAUGCUGCUGAGGUUUUACUGGCGCUCGAGUAUCUUCACAUGUUGGGAGUUGUGUACAGAGACCUGAAACCUGAAAACAUUCUGGUUCGCGAUGAUGGCCACAUUAUGCUUUCUGACUUCGAUCUUUCCCUGAGAUGUGCAGUUUCGCCAACCCUAAUAAGAACAUCUGGAUCUGAUUCUGAUCCUUCUAAACGAGGAGCUGCAUUCUGUGUACAGCCAGUGUGCACUGAGCCCACAUCAGCAUGUAUUCAGCCAUCAUGUUUCCUUCCUCGAAUUUUCGGACAAAAAAGUAAGAAAAAUAGUCCCGGAAAACCACGAGCAGAGCUCGGUCUGCAUUCCGGCAUGCUGCCCGAGCUAGUUGCAGAACCCACUGCAGCACGGUCUAUGUCAUUUGUUGGCACCCAUGAAUACUUAGCCCCUGAAAUUAUCAAGGCAGAAGGCCAUGGAAGUGCAGUUGAUUGGUGGACAUUUGGUAUUUUCUUACACGAACUACUCUACGGUAAAACCCCAUUUAAAGGCUCGGGGAAUCGAGCAACCCUCUUCAACGUAGUCGGGCAGCAGCUUAAAUUUCCAGACUCACCCGCAACCAAUUAUGCCAGCCGGGAUCUUAUCCGAGGACUACUUGUUAAAGAUCCACAACAACGGCUUGGGGUGAAGAGAGGUGCAACAGAGAUAAAGCAGCACCCUUUCUUCGAGGGUAUUAAUUGGGCUCUGAUACGCUGCAGUACACCACCGGAGGUGCCAAGACCAGUCGAGAUGGAGCCCCAAGUGAAGUUUGAGCAAGUAAGCCCAAUCGUCAGCAGCCACAGCAAAAGGGUGGUAGGAACAGAGAUGAAGCCUGGGGGAAAUUUUCUGGAUUUUGAGUUCUUUUAG